This is a messenger RNA of Actinia tenebrosa (Australian red waratah sea anemone), 679 nucleotides long. RefSeq lists its product as uncharacterized. The record is from RefSeq and is a predicted model, not a curated record. Lineage: Eukaryota; Metazoa; Cnidaria; Anthozoa; Actiniaria; Actiniidae.
AAUUGCCUUUGUUCUGGGAGGUUGUUUGCUAAUCAAUCGUUCGACAAAAAGAAGUGAUCGUUAUAAAUAAGAGAGGGCACGUGUACGAGUAGAAAUCACGAACGCUCAUUAUUGUAACAGAGGAAGCUAGAGUUACAAACCUAACCAAAGCUCUAUAGCACAAUUUUUGAAAAUAGGCUUAUGCUGGCUUCGAACCGUGGGGCAGAACUAAAACAGAAUAAGAAAUUGAGAGAGAAAGGAAAACAAACAAAAAAGAAUCGCAAGUUUAUUCAAGAACAUUUUACAAAGAUAACUACAUACAGAAAGAUGCUCAGUCUAACAAAAGUCGUUCUCAUGACGUUGGCUCUUAUCCUCGUCGCCAUGGUAACCAUCAGCCACGCCGACUGCUAUUCAACGUGUCAGGGAAACGUCUAUACCCCUUGUUUGUUACGUCAGUGCUCAGUGGGAAGUACUUUAGGGUGUGACAUGAACAUGUGUAGACAGCAGUUUAGAACUUGUUUCACACGCUGUAAGUUUAACACGCGCAGUCUGCCAUCCAACCCUGCCAUCUCAGUCGACGUCGCCCAAGAUGCGGACACAUAUUAAUUACUUAGAAUUACAGAUAGGAAUGACUUGGAAGAAUCGAAAAGUAAUGUAAAAUAAUUAUUCUACCAAUAAAAUAAAGUAGUUUGUGAAAAUU